This is a messenger RNA of Motacilla alba alba, 829 nucleotides long. It is a transcript of the gene RHOG, whose product is annotated as ras homolog family member G. Gene Ontology annotation, molecular function: GTPase activity; GTP binding; protein kinase binding. The coding region runs from base 181 to 756 and encodes 191 amino acids. The transcript has 2 exons. The record is from RefSeq and is a predicted model, not a curated record. Lineage: Eukaryota; Metazoa; Chordata; Aves; Passeriformes; Motacillidae. Gene Ontology annotation, cellular component: cytoskeleton; cell projection; cell cortex. Gene Ontology annotation, biological process: regulation of cell shape; cortical cytoskeleton organization; actin filament organization.
GGCGGGGGAAGUUUCUCCGCGGGACCGCCCGGGGCGGCGGAGGAGGCGGCCGCAGACUUCCUCCUCCUCCUCCUCUUCGUCCUGCUCUUCGUCCUCCUGCCGCUGCCGCCGCCGCCCCGGCCCCGCGCCCGCCGCCGCGCCAUGCCCCGGGGCUGCUGAAGGGGACGCCAGGACGCCGGGAUGCAGAGCAUCAAGUGCGUGGUGGUGGGCGACGGGGCGGUGGGCAAGACCUGCCUGCUCAUCUGCUACACCACCAACGCCUUCCCCAAGGAGUACAUCCCCACCGUGUUCGACAACUACAGCGCCCAGAACACGGUGGACGGCAGGACUAUUAACCUAAACCUGUGGGACACGGCCGGCCAGGAGGAGUACGACCGCCUGCGGACGCUUUCCUACCCCCAGACCAACGUCUUCAUCAUCUGCUUCUCCAUCGCCAGCCCGCCCUCCUACGAGAACGUCAAGCACAAGUGGUACCCCGAGGUGUGCCACCACUGCCCCAGCGUGCCCAUCCUCCUCGUGGGCACCAAGAAGGAUCUGAGGAACAACCCCGAGACCAUGAAGCGGCUCAAGGAGCAGAACCAGGCGCCCAUCACCACCCAGCAGGGCAUCAGCCUCUCCAAGCAGAUCCGCGCCGUCAAGUACCUGGAGUGCUCGGCUCUCAACCAGGAGGGCAUCAAGGAUGUGUUCACCGAGGCCGUGAGGGCCGUGCUCAACCCCGUCCCCGCCAAGCCCAAGAAGCCCUGCGUGCUCUUGUGACGGGGCUGCCCAGAGACCAUCCUGCCCCUGCCCCCGUGCCCCCACACACCUCCUGCCCCCCAGCCACCCCCGU